Coffea eugenioides is the source of this 2988-nucleotide messenger RNA. RefSeq names its product probable disease resistance protein At4g27220. Bases 1 to 2988 code for a protein of 995 amino acids. NCBI's taxonomy places the organism in Eukaryota, Viridiplantae, Streptophyta, Magnoliopsida, Gentianales, Rubiaceae. The record is from RefSeq and is a predicted model, not a curated record. Gene Ontology annotation, molecular function: ADP binding; protein binding; ATP hydrolysis activity. The transcript has a single exon.
AUGGAGGACGCUAAAAAAUUAGCCACGGAACUUUGGAAUUUGGCACUCGACAAAGGAAAGAAGUGUUACUAUCUGCGUGAUAAUCUAAGGUCGCUCGAAACGAAGUUGCAAAGAUUAAGCAACAGGAAAAUUGACUUCCAGUCGAAAAUGAAAAUUGCAGAAAGAUCAGGUACUAAGAAAAGGAAAAGGGAGGUUGACAAUUGGUUUGAGGAGGUAGCAAAAAUAGAGAAUGAAUUCGUUGCAUUGAAAACGAGUAUAGAACAGAGUAAUCUUUUUAAAAAUGCAAUUAGCAGUGGGGAUAGAGUGGCGAAAAUGGAUGCAAUUGUAGAAGAACUUAUUGAGCAAAGUAAGCAUUUUGAUGGGCUUUUGCUUGAGGCUUUUGGCCACAGAGGAGAACCACGAGUGACAACAAAAUUAUUUGGAGAAAAGUUUGACAGAGGUUUGAAAGAUAUCUGGGCGUGGUUGGUCAUCGAUGGCAUCUCAAACAUUGGGAUUUACGGGAUGGGCGGUGCGGGUAAGACUACAUUGGCGAAACACAUCCAUAAUCAUCUCCUUGAGAAAACUCAAUUCAGGGUUUAUUGGAUUACUGUCUCUCAAGAAUUCAGCAUCAAAAGGCUGCAGGAUGACAUUGCUAAAUGGCUAAGGCUUGAUCUGUCAGAUGAGGAUGAUGAGGAUAGCAGGGCAGCCAUUUUGUCUAGGGAAUUGGUGAAGCAGUCUGUCCUCAUACUCGAUGACGUUUGGCAAGAAUUUUCUUUCGAAAAGAUUGGAAUUCCUCUUGGUGCAAACAAAUGCAGAGUGAUCUUGACUACUCGGUCACUAGAAUUAUGCAACAGGAUUAGGUGUCAAAGGGUAUUUGAAGCUAAAACUUUGGCUACAAAUGAAUCUUGGGAUUUGUUCAAACAUACACUUGACACUAAGACAGUGCUUGAUGGAGAUGUGGAAGUUAUUGCCAAGUCCGUUGCGAAAAGGUGUUCUGGUUUGCCUCUUGGUAUUGUCACAGUGGCUGGGAGCAUGAGAGGUGUGAGCGAUAUCUGUGAGUGGAGAAAUGGAUUGGAACAAUUGAAAGCAUGUUCGGUAGGGCAUGAGGAGAUGGAACGAGAUGUGUUUCCCAUCCUGGAAUGGAGUUUCAAUCGUUUGAAUGAAUGUCAAAGGAAUUGCUUCUUGUAUUGCUCUCUUUUUCCGGAAGAUAGUGAUACAAAAAGAAAGGAACUAAUAGACCUGCUUAUUGGGGCAGAGCUGAUGUCAAAACGGGAAUCAUGGUCAAAAGCAUUUGAUGAAGGUCAAACGAUAUUAAACAAGCUGAUAAAAGUUUGCUUGCUGGAAGAAACUAAAGAUUUCAUAGGGAAUGACUGUGUGAAGAUGCAUGACUUGGUCAGAGAUAUGGCAUUAAGGAUCACGCGUGGAAACUCCAAACCAAAGAGGAGGAGACAUGUACCACAAUUCUUGGUGAAAAGCUUCGGACAGGAAGAUUCAAAAGUAACAACACUGGAACAAGAAGAGUGGACACAAGAUCUCCGUGCAGUUUCCUUCUAUUCACAAAAUUUCAAAGGAAUAGAAAUUCCACCAGCCUGGUCACCAAAUUGUCCUAAGCUAUCAACCUUGCGUCUUUCCCGGCUUUCCAUUAAAGAAAUCCCAGAUUCAUUCUUUCGGCACAUGUGUGGACUUAAAGUUUUGAAUCUAUCUCGGUGCGAAGGUAUAACAGAGCUGCCUAAUUCUGUUUCAGACUCGGUGAAUCUCACUGCUUUGAUUUUGCGGGGUUGUCGAGGCCUCAUGUCUGUGCCACCACUGGGAAAGCUCAAGCAAUUGAGGGAUUUGGAUCUAUCGUGGACUGGCAUUCGGGAUUUACCUCAAGGUUGGGAGUCACUGGUCAAUCUCGAAAGACUUAACUUAAACCAGUGUCUGAUUUUAAGACGAAAGAUAAUGCCAAAAGGGACGUUUUCCCAAUUGCACCAUCUUCAAGUGCUAGUAUUGCCACCCUAUGGUAGGGUACAAGUUAUUGAUCCAGAAGUGCUGAACCAAUUGGAAAGUUUUGAAGGAUGUUUGUCUUUCACGGACUUCUAUAAAAUUACUCGGUGGCCAAAAUACUAUAAUGUUUAUAUCAAUGACAUCUUAACUAAUGAUGGGUACAGUGAUUGUGGGGACCAGAAACAACUGUAUUUCCAUCAGUGUAAGCUUGGUAGAGGAUCGAACUAUCUGCCAGAUGAUAUGAAACAUCUGAUAAUCGAGGAUUGUGAGGGCAUGGGCAUUAGGUGCUUGUCAGAUGUUUUUAAGAAUUUUAUAAAUUUAAGUGACUUAUCCAGAUUGUAUAUUAAGGAUUUGGUUGGAAUAGAGAUCCUCUUGCACUUGUCCUCUGCUUCUCCACGUGAUCAGUUGGGAGUCUCAUCUUUUAGUCCACUCCUUGAUCUUGAAGUGCUACGCCUCUACAGGUUGCCAAAUCUGGUUGGUUUUUUUUACGAGGAAUCAGAGCCAUAUUUGCUUCUAGGUGGCACCUUUUCGUCCCUUAAAAUAUUGUGGAUUUCUAGAUGUCACAACAUGAAGCAGCUAUUCACAGUGCAAUUGCUGCAGAACCUUCAAAAUCUUGAAAAGUUAAUAGUUGGAGGUUGUGAAGAACUGGAGGAGAUAGCAGCAGAUGGCAAUGGAGUAGGACAAGGAGGCGGAGAAGGCAUCCAAUUCACUUCAAGUGGAGCCACUGCCAAUGUCACCCUUCCGAAAUUAGGGUGGUUGCGUCUGACUAGGCUGCCACAACUGAAGAGCAUUUGCAAGGCACCCAUGAUCUGCGAUUCAAUCACGAAGAUUGAAAUAUUCGGUUGUCCAAAGGUAAAGAGGCUGCCUUUGUUUCUUCCUACCAUCAACGGACAACCAUCUCUUCCCAGCACUCUUCGUAAAAUCAAGGGUGAUAAAGAAUGGUGGGAAUCGUUAGAGUGGGACAAUCCUUGUGCCAAAAAUGCCCUUGACCCAUUUUUUACCACACUGGUGUGGGAUAAUUGA